CAAUCAUUUAAUUUGUUUUAGGCCCGGAUCUGCAGCUGUACCAAAGAGAGGGGCUAUCCAGCAAAAGUUCCAGGAGCUACGAUGAUCAUUUCACCAUGUUUCAUUCAAUUUUGCACCUCGUAACCCGCAUCUUAACAAAAUAAGCCUUUCAUCAUUGGGAUAGUACACUUAAUCGACCAAUAUUCCCCUUCAUUUUAAUUACAAAAAUCUUAUAUAUUCAUAUUUCGCAUUUUAAACCAUGGGUGGGUCAAGGGGUGACAGUUCGGUUAUUUUGGUUAUAACCGGUAAUUGGUUGGUCGGUUACCGGUUAACCAAAAUAACCACUCCUCCUAUCGAAAACCGUCCGAAAUAGGUUUCGGUUUAUCGGUUAUCGGUUAACCGAACCACUUUUAAGAGCAAAAACUAUUUCGUCCAGCCUCUGAUAACCAACCGAAGUUCGAUUACUUCGGUUACCGGUUAGUGGAUAACUGGCCGGUUAACCGAACUGCCACCUGCCUUCCACAAACAGAAACAGGUAUUUCAUUAUCGGGUUAAUUGCAUGGUUGGUCAUUGACAUUACAAAAAGCGUUCAUGUUUGGUCACUAGAAAAAUUUAAAUCCAAAAAACCGUUCAUUUAUAGUCACUCUCCGUUAGCUGCCGUCCAACGCCGUUAACGGAGUCCGUUAAGUGAUGACGUGGCUGACGGAUUCGCCUAAUCAGCACCUUUUGACCUCAAAAUUGACUGACCCGACCCGCCACGUCAGUUAAAACCUCCAUCUCAGCAAAACCUAACCAAACCUCUAACCAAACCAGACCCGACCCGACCCGACCCAACCCACCAACAAAAAUGACCCACCCGCCACUAAUCAAAACCCAAUUUCUAAAACCUACAGGACAUUCCCCUUCUCCUCUCCAUCCCGCGCCGCCUUCAUCUCUCCCGCGAAACUUCCUCUCCGCUCGUUUCAUCGGCGACGAAGGAGGAAUGGAGCCUGCGCCACAGUGUGGUUGACUGUUCUCCUUGGGCUCGCCUGGUGACUUCGAUUGCGCCUUCCUUGGGCUCGCCUCCGCCGCCGCUUCCGCUGCCGCCGCUGUUGUGGUCGUCGUCUUCGUCGUUGAGGGCGGAAUUGUGGAGGGAAGGGUGGUGGUGAUGGUGGAGGUCGAAGCCGCCCGGGAGGCCGCCGACCGGGCCGGUCCACCAAGGGUUGGCCAGGGCUGCGAUUCGAGGUUGGAUUAAGAAAAAGUUGAUGAAGCAAACAAAAAUGAUUAAGCAGAGAAGACAGAGAUGGAGAGAAAGAAGGAAGGGAAGGGUUUGUUGUGGUUGGGUUUGUAAUUAGUUGUUGUUGGAAUAAUAGUUAAUGGAGAUUUGGGAAAGAAGGGGAAGAGGCCUCAGUUUUGUUGUUUAGUGGGGGGAGAUGGAGGAUGAGGAGGAGAAAGUCAAAAGGCAGUGGGGGGAAGUUUGCCGUCUGUCCGUGGAUGGAUGGACUUUAUUGUUUGUAUGUUUCUUUCUUUGUCUCCUUGAUUGAUGUUGCUUGACUACAGUGAGUGUAGAGGAAGUAUGGUUUUGAGGAGAUGUGAGUUUGGUUUAGGAGAGGGAAUUAGAUGGAGAGGUAGAACCCUCCUCACUCACAAUUUUUUUUCUUCUGCAGGGGAUGGCUCUGCUCACACUGUCAGCAUCAAUCCACGGCCUGAAACCAACCUGCGACUACUACUCCGCGAGCCCCGUCUGCCACGCGACCGGGUCCCAGACAUCGGUCUUUUUCGUGGGGCUGUACCUGAUAGCGUUGGGGACCGGCGGGAUCAAGCCCUGCACGUCGUCGUUCGGGGCGGACCAGUUCGACGACUCCGACCCGGGGGAGAAGGCGAGGAAGGGAUCCUUCUUCAACUGGUUCUACCUCUCCAUCAACAUCGGCGCCCUGGAGAAAGGAGUCAACCACACUGUGGCGCGGGCUCCAUUCCUCCUUCGUUGCCGAUGAAACGAGCGGAGAGGAAGUUUCGCGGGAGAGAUGAAGGCGGCGCGGGAUGGAGAGGAGAAGGGGAAUGUCCUGUAGGUUUUAGAAAUUAGGUUUUGAUUAGUAGCGGGUGGGUCAUUUUUGUUGGUGGGUUGGGUCGGGUCGGGUGUGGUCUGGUUUGGUUAGAGGUUUGGUUAGGUUUUGCAGAGAUGGAGGGUUUAACUGACGUGGCGGGUCGGGUCAGUCAAUUUUGGGGUCAAAAGGUGCUGAUUAGGCGAAUCCGUCAGCCACGUCAUCACUUAAUGGACUUCGUUAACGGCGUUGGACGGCAGCUAACGGAGAGUGACCAUAAAUGAACGGUUUUUGUAAAG
Linum trigynum is the source of this 2299-nucleotide messenger RNA. The record is from the annotation of a GenBank genome assembly. NCBI's taxonomy places the organism in Eukaryota, Viridiplantae, Streptophyta, Magnoliopsida, Malpighiales, Linaceae.